Molecule: messenger RNA, 946 nt
Organism: Aspergillus candidus
Lineage: Eukaryota; Fungi; Ascomycota; Eurotiomycetes; Eurotiales; Aspergillaceae
Exons: 1
Coding region: 28-912 (294 amino acids)
Molecular function (GO): zinc ion binding
Source: RefSeq, a predicted model, not a curated record
UCCCAAGUGCGCCCAUGACUGAAGAACAUGAGUACCCUUGAUCCUCCAACUCAUGAGAUACCGUCCCCCAAUACCGUCCAGUUCGUCGACCAUCUAGUCUCGCAGCUUCAAGACUACACCACCACCACCACCACCACCACUGACCCCGACGGGAAUGACUACUCUGGCUCCUUACGACACCCACGUCUCGUGCAAAAUGCCUCUGCGUUCCCUCGUGCUCUCGCAUCUCGAAUGCCUCAAGUGAAACAGCUGAUGCUAACCCUCCACUGCCUUUUCCCCAAUGAACUCCUUCUUGCGCUGGAUAUCCUCGACCGGGGUCUGGUGAGACGAUACCAGAUAGAGCCUCAGCAUCAACAACAAGACUCUCAUCAUCAAGCUGUAAAUGAAACAGCGACGGACUCGGAGUCUCCCGAUAAUGCUCUACGCAGUAGGCAGGAGACCCAGAGCCCAGGGAACAGUCCACAAUCAUCAGACGGUGUCUUCUUCGUGAUCUCUACCUCCUCCUCUACCUCCUCUGGAUCAUCACUCCCACCCGACACAAGGUCUCGUGUCCCGCGCACGGGACAAAAAGGCUACGAAGUCCGACUGCAUGCAUGGAACUGCAGCUGCCCGACCUUUGCCCUAGCAGCGUAUCGUGACCCAGGGCCUGAGGACACCCCCUCUCACCUGCCACGGUCGUCGUCGUCACCGACAACACCAACACACCAGUCCAACAGCAGCAGACCGUGCUCAUUCGGCGGCGCCUUGACUCACGGCGCGACGAAACAGACACCACCCGUCUGCAAACACCUUCUUGCUUGUUUUUUGGCGACGCGUUGUCCGGGGGUUUUUGACCAUGGGGAUUCCUCUGGUGGCGUUGCUGUUCUUACGGCGGAUGAGCUGGCGUGUUGGUGUGCGGGCUGGGGGGAGUAAUUUUUUUGUGCUGUGGGUUUCCGGUUGAGGAUGC